UGCCCGCCGUGCGCCCCGCGUUCCCGAGCACGCCUUCGCGGCGCGGAUCGCCCAGGCUGGAGCGCCGCUCCUCCCGAGCGCCUGAGCCUGCCCCGGAGGUCGCGCGUCCUGGCCCGCAGGCAAAGUGCUUUGAAGAGCUCAACACACUUUCCUGGUUCUCACUGAAGAAGCUUGAUGGAAGUCUCAGUGGAUACCUGAUCCCCUGCUGCCUUGUUUGAAAACCAAGAAGUUGUGCUGAUUUAACAGCUUGCAAUUGUUGCUAACAGUAUCAUGAGUAAAAAUUCCAAUUCUGCCCUUUUUAACCUGCAUGUGAACUUUGACUUUUAACUUAACUUGUUCACUCCUUCACCCUCUGUAAACAUGUCCGAAUCUGACCCUUCAUCUGGAUUUUCUGGAAGUGUGGAGAAUGGUACUUUUCUUGAGCUGUUCCCCACAUCCCUGUCCACGUCGGUGGACCCAUCCUCAGGCCACCUGUCAAAUGUCUACAUCUACGUGUCCAUAUUCCUCAGCCUUUUAGCAUUUCUGCUUCUGCUUUUAAUCAUUGCCCUCCAGCGGCUCAAAAAUAUCAUCUCCUCCAGUUCCUCCUACCCGGAGUAUCCAAGCGACGCUGGAAGUUCUUUCACCAAUUUGGAAGUCUGCAGUAUUUCCUCUCAAAGGUCCACUUUUUCAAACCUCUCAUCAUGAAGGAAAUGGCAGAUUCCUUGAAUGUGGCAGCAGCUCAGGCUUUCCCUUACAGAAGUGUCACAUGAAGCAUCGCCUCCUGAAGGAGAUGACCCUUCUAGUGUAGACCUGCUUCCCCUUCCUCUCUGAUUGCUUUUCGUUUCAUGAUGCUUUUCGUUUGGGAGUGGAGAAGCUGAUGCUAACAGAAAUGCGUGCAAACUUCGAGGGGCAGAAUUGCACACAAACUGCUUGAUAAAUCCGGAGAGGGCUGCUUCUUCGGGUGGAUCAGUUCAUUCCACUUUGUUGGACGCCUUGGGCUCACCUGAGGCAGCCUCUGGGUGGACGCUGGGUAUGGACUCUUGCACUUCAUUUCUCUUCUGAAACCAUGAAGCCAACAGCCUGCGUGUCAAAAUUGAGCCUAAAUUAUUUAGAAGACCUUCCCCAUUUUUAAAAGAUAAAGUGGAGACACCAAAUUAAAAAAGGAAAAAAGAGAGUCCAUUUAGAUUUAAUGUAUAACAUCUCUAAAACUGAGGGUUAAAAAAAACUAUGCUAAAUAUUUUCUUUCAUUUUACUUUAACAAAUGAAAAUCACAUUUAUUAAUUAAUGUAAGUCAUUUGGAAAUGUUUUACAAGAGUUUAACUUUUAAUAGCAAGAUGAGUAUGUGUUAUGAUGCAGUUUGUAAUGUAUUUCUGCUUCCUGGAGUUAUUUUUUUUUUUCUAUUUAUGUUGUAGUCAUAAUUCCCCAAGAUUGUGGAAUUCUUUGUGAUAAUUGCUUUGUGAUAAUUCUUUAUGAUAAUUGCCAUUACUAUUACUAAGACAAGCACCAGAAGAGACACCAAGAAGUUUUUAUUUUAUAUGCAUAAUUUCCAUCAGCAGGAAUUAAGCAUAUGGAUAAUAUUCAUUUAGUUGUAUUUUAUACAGUAAUAAUUCCUAGUGUACAUUCCUGUAUUCAGUUUCCUAGUCUUUUUAGUGCAGAAUUAUAUUAAGCCUCCAAGAUACCUGACGUUUGUCCACUCACAUUAGCUUGCAAAACUUAAGAGACAAAAUUGCAAAUACACGUUAUAAUACACUGCGUGAAUGUUACAUGUCUCUGAUAAUUAGUUGUUGUGUGUUAAUGUAAUCUUGUGCAUUAGGAUUCCAGGAUGUGGGUUCAUAUUAAAAAUUGUAAUAGCUGGGAGCUUCAGUGAUCCUGGGAGAUGCCACGCUGUGGUCGGCCAAGUACGUCUGAACUUGGCCGGGAGGUGCAGGAUUAUCCAUGAAAUGAGGCGUACACGUGAGCACAGACAUGGAAUGUGGUUGGAAAUCAAGCUGCCCCGAAAAACAAAAACAAAGCAAACAAACUACAGCGUCUUAAGAGUAAGAAUUUUAAUUUAAUUUUAAAAAUAAAUGGCCCACAGCAUAAACACUCAACCUGCGGGAGGCCACUGCAUCAACAUGCCACAAUCUUCCCAUGACAACCAAAUUUAUUCCUUGUUCGAAACAUUCAAUAAUCUUAAGUAGUGGAGGCUCAACACAUGCCUUGGUUGGACUGUGCAGUCAGCACUCUCGGGGGACUAGAAUGGGAAAAAAGAAUCCACCAUUUGUAUAGGGUCUACCUUUGUGGUUCUAAAAUGCUAAGAGGGUUGAGGUCUGGGGAAUGAAGGCUUCUUCUUUUAAUACAUAAGCCUCACUUAAAUCAGACCACAUUUAACUAUUUAUAUAUCAAAAAUGUCCCAAAACACCAUAAGACCAGCACAGAGUUGCUGCCCUAAAAUGUAUAAUUAGUGAAAAAUUUGUCUCUGCUACCAUUUAAAGCAUGGCAGUGGGUUGGGUGUUAUUAUGUAGUAUAGAAACUGGACUAGAGAAACUGCUAUUUUAGAGCACUAUUAGCAUUCUCUGAGUAUAUGGUACGUGUGUGUGUGUGUGUGUAUGCACAUACUCCCAAUUAAAAGUUGUGUGAAAGCUACACAGGAUUCCAGAGACAUCUAUAUUAUCACUUUUGCUCUUUGAUUAAUCUUGUGGUAUUCUGGUUAAUGAGAGAAUAAAGGGGACAUGGGUGAAGUGGUUUCAAAAAAAUAAAAGAACAAAUUUGCCACACAACAGGACAGUCUGCUUGUGAUCUGUCCUUAGGGGUAGCUUUAUAUCCUUUCCUUCUGGAAGAGCUAGAAAGACUUCUGACAGCAAAACUACUUUAAAAAUCAAAUCAAAUCAAACCCCCAAGCACACUCCCGCCCCUCCCCUGCCGCUGUGGUUCUUACUCUGCACUUUAAGUAGAGUAAUUAGAAGCAACAUUCAGAGAUGUAAAAUAGGGUUUGUCGUUACAAGCUUGCCAAGGUAACAGAUUGUACAACUUGAGACGAAUUUGUGUUGUUUGAGAAGUUCAGAAAGGUUGGGAGAUGGGUUUAUAAAUAAAGCGGUGGAGCCCAUUGAAAGCCUG
Molecule: messenger RNA, 3075 nt
Organism: Microcebus murinus (gray mouse lemur)
Lineage: Eukaryota; Metazoa; Chordata; Mammalia; Primates; Cheirogaleidae
Gene: SERTM1
Product: serine rich and transmembrane domain containing 1
Cellular component (GO): intracellular membrane-bounded organelle
Source: RefSeq, a predicted model, not a curated record